Molecule: messenger RNA, 2507 nt
Organism: Dichomitus squalens LYAD-421 SS1
Lineage: Eukaryota; Fungi; Basidiomycota; Agaricomycetes; Polyporales; Polyporaceae
Product: cytochrome P450
Exons: 11
Coding region: 479-2137 (552 amino acids)
Molecular function (GO): iron ion binding; heme binding; monooxygenase activity
Source: RefSeq, a predicted model, not a curated record
CGAGUCUGGGAUCAGUUGAAGCUCCAUCAGCCCGUCGCACGUCACUCAGAUUGCCUCAAGACCAAUCGGGCACCAGACAGCAAUUGGGCUCUCCGGACUGGUUGAUAUACUUGCGUUCGUGCGUUACGGUUCAUGCCACCAGCUCCUGCAAGUUCGAUAUACAAUGGAAUGCAUCGUUCUGGAAUCUGGGAUAGUCGCCUUACGCUCUGCAUAUCUAGACAAGACUACGGACACUGUGUCAUCAGGUCGUGGUCUCCUUCGGGAUCUCAUGGCCGGGAGACGAACAUGUUCUGGGCACCGCGCACCGCAUCCGACAUCCGUGUUUGUCGGUGACGAUCACGUCAAGGCUACGGACACGAACGCGUCAAUAUAAGAAAGGGGCGCGUUGCGGCUAUGGCACUAGUGGGAACUCACCAUCGCCGGUCACCACAGCGGUCAUUCGGCGCAUCGCUCUGCCUCUGCCGUUUGUUGCAUCAUCAUGGACACAUCAUUCGUCCUACAGGGGCUCCUAGGCGUCUCGGGCACCCUACUGGGGGCCGUGUUAUGGAAACUGAGCCCGUACCUCCUAGCACCCUUCCGGUCGUCUCUCCUCAACUUGCCGGGUCCACCCAGCCCCGGUUGGUUGCUCGGCAACCUGAACCAGAUUUACGAAUCCGAAGGGGACCUCAUCACCGACGAGUGGAUCGAGAAGUAUGGUCCGAACAUCAUGUACCGCGGGGUGUUCAAUGGUCCUCGUUUGUACACGACGGACACCCGGGCUUUAAACCAUAUCGUUACGCACUCCGCGUACUACCAAAAGCCGGAACAAGUUCGUAGAUCGUUGGCGCAUAUACUUGGAAAAGGUGUUCUCUUCACUGAAGGCGACCAGCAUCGGCAACAGAGGAGAGUAAUGAACCCUGCCUUCGGACCCGCUCAAAUCCGGGAGUUGACGGAUAUAUUCGUCACUAAGUCUAUUGAGCUCCGAGAUUUAUGGAUAUCGGCGAUCAACACCCAGGGAGAGGUAGCUCGCGUCGAUGUCCUCAAAGAUCUGAGCAAGAUGACCCUAGACGUCAUCGGACUUGCAGGGUUUGGCUACGAGUUCGAUUCGUUGAACCCCAAUGGCAAGCCCAACGAGUUAGCUCAGGCGUUCCAAGAUGUUUUCAAUGUUUCCGACAAGAUGCCAGUCCUCAUGAUUCUCCGCGGCUUCUUUCCGGUCCUCCGCGCUAUCCCUGACAAACAAUCGCGGAGGAUAGACGACUCGCAGGCCGUCAUGAGGCGGAUUGGCAUGCAGCUUGUCCAGGAGAAGAAGGCGGAGAUCAUGCGCGAGCGCGCACAGAAGAACGAGAAGGAUCCCGCCUUUGAUGGCAUAGAGCGCAGGGACCUUCGGAGCCGGGACCUCCUUACCCUUCUCAUCAAGGCCAACAUGGCGACGGACAUUCCGGACAGCCAGCGAUUGUCCGACGAAGACGUCUUAGCUCAGGUCCCUACGUUCCUUGUCGCCGGACAUGAGACGACGAGCACCGCAACAACAUGGUGCCUCUUUGCACUCACACAAUCGCCUGAUGUGCAGAAGAAGCUUCGCGACGAGCUCCUCACUAUCGAGACGGAGAACCCUACAAUGGACGAGCUCAACGCGCUGCCUUACUUGGAUAUGGUCGUACACGAGACCCUUCGCCUCUAUGCGCCAGUACCUACGACGAUGCGCGUGGCGACCAAAGACGACAUCAUCCCAGUCGGCACUCCGUUUACCGAUCGCAAUGGCGAGGUGCAGGACAGUAUCAAGAUCAACGGCGGGGAGUCCAUCAUUGUUCCGAUCGCGACUCUGAACAGGCUCAGGUCGAUCUGGGGAGAGGACUCAUAUGAAUUUAAACCAGAGCGCUGGGAACACCCACCAGAGGUGAUCUCGAAUAUCCCCGGAGUAUGGGGUCACAUCUUCACCUUCCUCGGCGGGCCGCGCGCGUGCAUUGGAUACCGAUUCAGCCUUGUCGAGAUGAAAGCGUUGCUCUUCACUCUCGUGCGCGCGUUCGAAUUCGAGCUCGCGGUCCCGCCUUCGGACAUCAUACGAAGGUCUACGAUCGUGACGAGGCCGCUCUUGCGCAGCGCGCUGGAAGAGGGGACGCAGAUGCCUAUCAAUCUCAAGCUGUACAAGCGCGACUGAGGGCUGUUGUCGUGAGUAAAACGGAUGCGAAGUACGUGAGGUGCUGGUGGCAGGGGCCAUGAGUCUGGCCCUGUUCCUCUGAGCAGAUCAUCAUGUGGACAGGGUGGCAAAGGAAGACUUGUAUGGUAUGUGUGGGAAAGAUGGUAUCAAGUAUAGCUGCGCAUGUCAGGGAGAAGCGAGUGUCGUAACGACCCGAAAGCAAGAGAAAGCACCAGCGAGCAACAUUGGCUGAUGGGCAGCAGUUCAUAGUCUAUCCCAGGACUUAGAGACGGGGCUUUUCGUCGUAGGCGAACUUUGCCUCCAACAUACUUCCAUUCACCGGUCUGCGCGCUGUCAGGUCGCUUGCUUUUAGCGUCUGCGUGCACACACA